Entelurus aequoreus (snake pipefish) is the source of this 2658-nucleotide messenger RNA. RefSeq lists its product as uncharacterized. Bases 49 to 1272 code for a protein of 407 amino acids. The transcript is spliced from 2 exons. NCBI's taxonomy places the organism in Eukaryota, Metazoa, Chordata, Actinopteri, Syngnathiformes, Syngnathidae. The record is from RefSeq and is a predicted model, not a curated record.
UAUGCGUGGUGGUCAAGCUAGCGCCAUUGGUCCCCUCGCCAAGUAAACAUGCCCUACGCUUGCGUGGUUUUCGGUUGUUCGAACCGUUCGAAUCGCGAGAAGGACAAACGUUUCUUCAGAGUCCCCCGGGAGGUCACCAAGGAGGGCGGGAGAGUGCAAGGUUUUCGGAAACGACGACGAGAAAAAUGGCUGUCGAACAUAGCACUGCAGUCCAAGGGAGCGGAGUCGAAGAACGCGCGCGUCUGCAGUGACCACUUCGUGAAAGGGCAACCUGGUAAUCUCUACGACGAUCAAGACGUGGACUGGGCUCCGACGGUGAAGAUGGGUCACGACACGGUCAAGGAGAAGCCCAAAACGCGAGACGGAAGAGGCAAGACACAGCAAGAGAAACGUAAACUCAUCGAGGGCGCCGAGGCCCUGCUCGACUUCCACAAAGUGUUGAGGAUGAAAAUGGAGACUCCGGAACCAGAACCGGGGGAAACGGACGAUGGUUCAACUGAUGUCAAGGCACACGAAAUAGCCUGUCAGACGGACUUUGCCGAAGAGAUGGAGACUUCAGAACCAGAUUCAGAGGAAGUUAACCAAAGUCCGACUCCUGUCGAGACCCGUGAAAUAGCCUCCCAGACGGACUUGAAGGCAGACUAUAUUACCCGCAUGGAGGAUGAGCUGAUAAGCUUGAACUCUGAGCUCUACGGGCUGCGGGCCAAGGUACUGGAAACAGCUUUGACUAAGGAGGGAUUUGAAAAAAGCGAUGCCAAAACUAAGUUCUACACGGGCUUUCCCAACUUCCCUGCUUUGAUGCAACUGUUCAGCUUGUGUGAGCCCUACAUUUCUGUCAGUCCCAUGUCUUCUCUGGACAAAUUUCAACAGCUGCUUUUAGUGUUGAUGAGACUACGACUCAACUUGCCAAUUUUAGAUCUGGCGUACAGAUUCCAGAUUUCACAACCCACAGCUUCCCGGAUUUGUAACAAGGUGCUGUCUGUGUUACAUGAGCGACUUCAGUUCUUGAUCGAAUGGCCUGAAGGAGACUUGCUCAGACAUCCAAUGCCCAAGGUCCCCGAAAUAGAUCCAGGGGAAACCGACAAUAGUUCAAUUGAUUUGGCCGCUUUGAGAUCUUCGUUGAAAGACCUUCAAACUUGCCUGCUCGCGCACAGACCUGGUCAAACUACAAGAACCUCAACCAUGCCAAGUUUUGAAUUGGUCUCAUGCUCCGAGGACUUGUUCGAUUCAUUUCUAGAAUCUGGGGAGGUGGCGUCGGUGACAGGGAAAUGACUGGAGAAAGUGGAGUUCUGAAAAAGUUUGUUGUGUCAGCUGACCGUGGAUUUGUUUCUUACUGUGCAACUUUAAAAAUCCCUGCGUUCUCUAAAGGGAACUUCAAUUCUUGAUCGAGUGGCCUGAAGGAGACUUGCUCAGAGCUCAAUUGCCCAAGGUCCCCAAACCAGAUCCAAGGGAAACUGACAAUAGUUCAAUUGAUUUGGCCGCUUUGAGGUCUUCGUUGAAAGACUUUCAUACUUGCCUGCUCGUGCACAGACCUGGUCCAACUACAAGAACCUCAACACUGCCAAGUUUUGAAUUGGUCUCAUGCUCCGAGGACUUGUUAGAUUUGUUUCUCAAAUCUGGGGAGGUGGCGUCGGUGACAGGGAAAUGACUGGAGAAAGUGGAGUUCUGAACAAGCCUAUUGUGGAUUUGUUUUUUUUAAAAGUGCCUGCGUUCACUAAAGGAAAGUCCUGGCUGUCAUCCUAUGUAGACGAAGAAACCAGAAAGAUAGCUGGUGUAGGAUUAUGUGGACUGAGUUGUUGGACUGGUCAGGAGGAACUGUCAGACUUUACAGAGUAGAGCAAUGAACAUUGUUUGAUUUCUUUGCUUAAUCCAUUCCGUAGUUCACUCGUUAGCCAAAAAAUGUCUAUAGAUUAGCCACACGCUUUUUAUAAAUCACAAUGAUUUCAAGUUUUGAAUUAAAUCCUGGAAGAUGGUAAACGAUAGAAAAGCCCUCAAAUUAUUGUCUUUAUUAGACGAAGAACCCAUUGUUUUUAUAUAUAUAUAUUUUUGAAUUGUUUUUUAUAUUUUUAUGUUGUCUCUUACUUUACUUAAUUUGAAAAAACAUAAUAUUUUUCUAUUUUUAUGUUUUUUUUUAUUUUAUAGUAUCUACACGUUGAAUUGUUCAGUUUUUAAAAAUCUACAUCACAACAGGGAAACAAAAUAGUGUAACAUUUUAUUAUUUCAUUUUGUUAUUCAAUUUUGCACCUUUUUUUUACACCAAUUUGUGAUUAUUUAAAACAAAGUUAAAAAAAAACGGGUAUUAGGGAAGAUAAAGCAAUAAAGUUGUUGCUAUUGUAUUGAAAUGUUUUAUUUUCAGCCAGCGAGUGGCGCUGUUGAGUCCCCGUGCGGCACACCAGUAAGCAAGCAAAGAAGACGCAUAACGUGACGUCAUUUGCUGCACGCUAUUGUACAACUAAAAAAUCGCGAUUUUUACCUGUGCAAACUCAUUAUACUAUUGGCUAAAUUGUAUAUUUAUAAAAGUAAGUUUCUCAAUAACCGACCUGUUGUUGUGCCUUUAAAAAAGAAUUAGAACUUUACUUUAAAACGCUUUCUACCUCUUAACAACCAAAAAGCUUUGAAAACUAUGAUGCUGUGCUCCAAAUUUGUAUUAUUUACAGA